Molecule: messenger RNA, 1884 nt
Organism: Biomphalaria glabrata
Lineage: Eukaryota; Metazoa; Mollusca; Gastropoda; Planorbidae
Exons: 4
Coding region: 516-1502 (328 amino acids)
Source: RefSeq, a predicted model, not a curated record
ACUCGGGCUGUAUAGAGAUUCUAUAUCUAGAUCUAUAUAUAAUAGAUAUAGAUCUAGGUCUAUUUCUUUGAAUUAAUUAAUAUUGUAGAUCCAGAAUAUGUAAUAAACAAUAUAGAUCUAGACACAUAGAUCUAGAAUCUAGAACCGAUCUAGAGUGACUAGAGUCCUAGACACAUACUUCACAUAGAAUAGACAUAGAUCUAGAGAUAGAUCUAGAUCUAGUAUUCUAGUGACAGUCUGUCACAUAGAGUUAGAGUAGAAAUAGUAAGUAGAGUUCUAGAUCUAUCUACUAGAACCGAUCUAGAUUCUAGAUCUAGGUUCUAUCUGUUGCAAUAAUGGAUCACUGCAUAAAUUGGUUAAUGUGCUAGACCAGUAAGAUUCUUUUUUUGUGUGUAAAGUAUUAAAAUAUGCAGAUGUCACUGUUUUAGUGUUUAGAGAAAGACAACCAUCUAGCUAAGAAAGCAACAAAACACUCUUAACUGCAAGAUCAGCUUAAAUUUAAAACAGAUCUGUAAAUGUCUGAAGAAAGUGGUGUUUGGCUGUCAACAUCAAAGCCACCUAAGGGUUUUCAGCAGACUCUUUCUAAGCAUAACAAGGCAAUUUUUGCUAAGAAAAGGCCACCCAAUAAAAUGGUGACAACCACAUUUUUCAGUGCCAAUCUAACACAGAAUUCACCUCCUCCUACUCAACUCUUGACUGCCAAGAAACAGAGCUGUCUAACAGAUUACUUUGGGAAAGGAAAAAAAAACAAAUUGGAGAACAUCAAUACAGACUGUACAGCAAAUAGAGAGGUUGUCUCUCUAAGUAACACCCAGGCAGGCUGUGCAGCUAAUGCACAUUCGUAUUGCUCAGGUGAGAACUCAGACUUGCCAACGUCCAAUAAUGUAAGCAUAGACAACUCUGAGGCACAACUUUGCAAAAUACCACAGAGCAAACCAUGUGUUGGAGGAAAUGCAGUCGAGUGUGAAAUAAUAUCACAAACUUCUAACAACGGUGGUCUAAAAUCACCUGCUAAAAAUUUUUCUCAUCUUGAGAAAUAUCAAUAUGAUUUGAAAACAGGUGUCUCAUCCAAGUACCUACAUGACAAAGAGAACAUUCCAAUAUUCUACAGUGAAUAUAGUGUUGGUGGAUAUGCAGAACAAAAAUUAACUCCAGGAAACUCCAUCAACAAUCAUAGCACUCUUCAAAUUAAUGAAGAUAUAAAUCCAAAUAAAAGCUCAGCAACAAUUCUGAAGUUGAUAGAUGGUCAAAAUGAAGAGUUAUCCAAUUUGAAUAGUGACUUCAUCACAUCCUUCACUGAUAACAUAUUGCCGUCCACGUGUGAUCAUAAAACAGAAACACUUACUUUUACUGAGGAUGGGGAAAGUCUGUCCUUCACUGACAACAUGCACUCUUGGUGUCAAAAGAUGAACACUCAGAAUGAACAUUUAUUUCAUGCUAGAAAACAGCAAAACUACAUGGACAUGGGAACAUUAACUUUUACUGAAGAAAUAACAAAAUGAUGAACAAAAACCAUGUUUUAUUUUGUUCAAAAGUAACAAUUAAAAAAAUAAUAAAAAGUUACACACAUAUAAAAUAUUUUGAAUCAUCAAUAUUUUUCUUCUUUUUAUUUUAGGAUUCAAGUGUAUACAAUUAAAUUUAAUAACUAGUACAGUAACAGCGAAAUAAAAUUAAUGAAUAUUUUUAAAGAAAAGAAGAUAAUAUUUAUACUUUACGAAAUAGGGUUUAUAACCAUUCUAGUGUCUGCUAAUUUUAAUAUUAUUUAGAGUGAGAUUGGAAAUGCAAUAUUGAUUUCAGAGAUUUACUUUUAAUUAAUACUGAAGCUAAUAAAGAUGGUAAAAUUGGCCAUGAAAAUAACAAUAAACUCAUUAUGUUUUCUAUUAA